GUUUCACAUGAGUAAUUGACACAAGUAUGUGUUGUGAUUAGUCAUGAUAGUUUGAAGUACUUAGACAUACUAGCUGUUUUUAUUUUAAAGGGCUAUCCUCUCAACUAUCCUGUUUAGGUUGAGUGUUUGAUUCUCUAUAAAAUAUACAUGGACACAUGAGGAAUAUAACGUAUGUGUCUAUAAUAUGUCUGUGGAAACCCCUCUGUGGUUCAUUUGGUACUUACUGUAAGAGAAGGUCAAUUUAAGUCAAAUGGUCCUAACCUGGUCCAAUAGUUGACUUUUUUCCCUUGAUACAUAGAAUGACAUGUGGAAGUAGUUGUUCUGUGUUCUGAUUCACUUCAUAAGUGUCCAUUGAUGUAGCUUGAGUUGAGUGCACAUUGUCUAUGCCCAGAAGGUGGCGCCGCUCUCCAAGUGCUUCUAUUCUUCUUCUUUCCAUCCGGAUGUCCUCUCUGCAGGCUUCCAGAUGGCCUGAUGCCCUCCCUUUAAUACACUCACAAAAUGACAUGGCUGUGUUUUUCGGCCUCUCGGAGGGAAGAUUAACUCUACUCAUUAGUGCCCCUACCCUUCUCUCUCCUCCUGGACCUCUCUCUCUGUCUCCUCCCCCCUCGUUUUUCUGUUAACAUGCUGCACUGUGAUUGGCUGCUUUUGUCAGGACCACUGUUCAGUGGAUUGUUGCGACUACAGGACAAGAGAGGUCUGAGGCGGAGGGAUGGGGUGGAUGUUGCCACGGUAAUAGAAGAGGCGGAGAGACUGAAUUGUGAGAAAAAAAAACAAAAAAACUCAAGUGCAGGGGUGCGUAAAGCUUGUUAGAGGCUGAAUGGAGGAGAGGAGGAAAAACAAUAACAACCGCAAGGGAUUAAUUCUUUGACCACACAAUCAGGAAUAACAUCCAGGAAGAGCCGGUGGUCGAGGCAGUCAUCACCAGUGCUGACCUGCCAAUAUGGACACUACAAACCAUUGCUGAGGUUUACUGAAGAAACAAAUCACUAUUAUGGAAGCUUUUGUUCUAUCAACUCUGAAUGAAUGCUAGCUAAUAGAAAACACCCAAGACAAGGUAGGUGACUGGAUGGCAAAUGGUGAUGGUUAGAAUAAAAGCCAAUAUCUUCAUUAUGACUGUGUCCAAGCACGCACAGUGACCGCAGCAGUUAGCCCCAAAAGCUAGAAAAGGGGUAACGCUAAAAUAAGGAAGAUCGACUUGUUACCUCCACCUCAACCCAGCAGACGUUUAUCCAGACAGCACAAGGCCAGCUCCAUUUGCACUUUAUAAAGAAUGUAUUUUCUAAUUGUAACUCCUUAAAAAUUUUUCAAACAAUCAUGGUUUUAAUUUUUCUCACUUUCGUCAGUUGCAUUUUGUUACUGACCAUGAGACAGGACAUUUAAAAAUUCCCACAAUAAUAAUAUUUAAUGGGAAUGAAGAUUAUUUUCUUUUUGGUCAGUGAAGAAGACAGGAACACAAGACAAGAAAACAAUGAUGACUCUACCAUGACACAUUUUUAAAUACGAGAUGCAAUGACAUGGAGGAGACUGGAUCUGUGUUAUUGUUGACACCCUGAUUUUGAGAGACUUGAGGAUUCAGAUUUUAGGAUUAUCACGAUGGGAGAGACGGCAGAGUACCAAAGACUGCAGGAGACAUCAGAGCCCGAGUAUGAGAACUCCCCCAGUGAUGAAGAAGAGAAGCUGGGCAGUGGCAUGCAGAGUGAGGAAGGCACAGAAUGGCUGCUGGAGCUGCUGAUGGAGGUGCAGCUGCAGCAGUAUUUCCUGCGCAUCCGGGAUGAGCUCAACGUCACACGCCUUUCUCACUUUGAUUAUGUCAAGAAUGAAGAUCUGGAGAAGAUUGGCAUGGGCCGCCCAGGGCAAAGGCGACUGUGGGAAGCUGUAAAAAGACGGAAGGCAAUGUGCAAGCGCAAGUCCUGGAUGAGCAAGGUGUUCAGUGGCAAGCGCCCAGAAGGAGACUUCCCUCAGCAGGGCCAGCCUGUGUCCUCCUUCCGAAAGCUGUCCCCCACUCCCCCUUUGGGCCUGGCUGAGGGAGUCCUGGCUGCUCAGACUGGGGGCACUGCUGCUCUGGAGGGGCAGCAGGCACUCACCUGUCUCAUCCCAGAGAAAGAUCUGACUCUAUUUGAGAAACUGGGAGAUGGCUCUUUUGGGGUUGUGAAGAGGGGGGAGUGGCUAACACCAGCAGGAAAAGUGCUAAAUGUUGCUGUGAAGUGUCUAAAAACAGAUGUGCUGAGCCAGCCAGACGCCUUGGAGGAUUUUAUUUGUGAAGUCAAUGCCAUGCACUCCCUGGACCAUCAAAACCUCAUUCGCCUUUAUGGUGUAGUGCUCACACACCCCAUGAAGAUGGUCACAGAACUGGCUCCUCUGGGCUCUCUGUUAGAGCGUCUGCGGUGUGUGCGCCCUCAGGGCCCUGUGCUCAUUCACACUCUGUGUCAGUAUGCUGUGCAGGUGGCCUGUGGCAUGGCCUAUCUGGAGCAGAGGAGGUUCAUCCACAGAGACCUGGCAGCCAGGAACAUUCUUCUGGCCUCCGCACAUAAAGUGAAGAUUGGAGACUUUGGCCUCAUGAGGGCGUUACCCAACAACGACGAGCACUACGUCAUGCAGGAGCAUCGCAAGGUCCCGUUUGCAUGGUGUGCUCCAGAGAGUCUGAAGACAAGAACCUUCUCACAUGCGACUGACACCUGGAUGUUUGGAGUGACUCUGUGGGAGAUGUUCACUCAUGGGCAAGAGCCAUGGUUGGGACUCAAUGGAAGUCAGAUUCUUCACAAAAUAGACAAAGAAGGAGAGCGCCUCCCGAAGCCAGAGGAUUGUCCACAGGAUAUUUAUAAUGUUAUGCUUCAGUGCUGGGCUCAGAAACCAGAUGACAGACCCACGUUUGUUGCACUUCGUGAGUUUCUUCUUGAGACCAUGCCCACAGACAUGUGCGCCCUGCAGGACUUUGAGGAGCCUGACAAACUUCUAAUCCAGAUCAAUGAUGUCAUCACCAUCAUUGAGGGAAGGGCUGAAAACUACUGGUGGCGUGGACAAAACAAGCGCACUUUAAAAGUUGGGCAGUUCCCCAGAAACGUAGUGACCUCUGUGGCCGGUUUAUCAGCUCAUGACAUCAGCCGGCCUCUGAAAAACAGCUUCAUCCACACGGGACACGGAGACACCAACCCACACCGCUGCUGGGGCUUCCCCGACCGAAUAGACGACUUAUACCUCGGUAACCCCAUGGAUCCCCCGGACGUCCUGGCUUCAGAUCUCACUGGCACUCGGCCCACACAGCUUCCAGGACGAUCCAAAAAGCCCUGUUAUGAUCCUGUAAAUGAGGAGGAGGAUUUGACUUCAGCAGGACUCAAGAGACUCUCCCUCCGUAAAACUGGCUCUAUCAAAGGGUUGAAACUUAAACCUGCUGUCUGGGUGUCAGCUUCAAAACAGGGCUUAAAAAACCCAAAUCACUCUGAAGUAUCACUUAUUGACUUUGGGGAGGAGUAUUCCCCCCCAGCGCCCUCCCCCUCUCCUGUGGUAGAGGUUCACAUCCCCACACUGGCCAGGCUGGCUUUGGAAGCAGACAAUAUACUGGACCGAACACCUCCACAGAGCCCCUCCAGAAGCCUGCCCCGCCCCCUGCACCCCACCCCUGUGGUGGACUGGGACGCCCGGCCGCUGCCUCCUCCUCCAGCCUAUGACGAUGUAGCACAGGAUGAAGAUGAUAUGGAAGUGAGCUCUAUCAAUAGCACUGAGCAGCAGUACAGAGAGGAGCAGCCGCUGAUCUCUGGACACAACACAGAAGACCAGCCUGGGGCCCCCUGUAGUUUAUACAAACCAGGCCUUGAGGACAAUCUGUUUCUUCCCACUAAGCAGAGCUGCUCCAGUGCGUUCUCACAGUCUGCAGAGAUCUUCCAAGAGCUGCAGCAGGAGUGUAUGAGGAGGCUACAUGUGCCUGUGGCUCCUGCUCACUCCACUUCUCCUUCACAGGCCUCGGGUGCUCAGACCCCCCUGACCCCCCUGACCCCACUCUGUAAUGAUGACAAACCUCUCAUUCCUCCCCGUGUGCCCAUACCCCCACGACCCAUAAAGAGAGGAGACUACUCUGGUUCUCGCUGGUCCCAGGACCUGUCUCUGUCACCCUCUCCAGCUGAGCUUACAGAGGAGCAGUCAGUCCCAGACCAGGAGAGACCUCCUCAGAUCCCCCCUAGAGACCCUUUAUCAGGUUCCCGAACCCCCAGUCCUCUGAGCCUGGUGAUGGGCUCUCCUCGAGUGUACUCCAUCAGUCCUACAGCUGUACAGUCCCACAACUCCUGCCCCUUGUCUCACAACUAUGGGUCCUACCUCUCCACAUCUCCUGCCAAGACCAUGCCCACCACACACAGCUUUGCCUCGGAUCCCAAAUACGCUGCUCCCAAAGUCAUUCAGGCCCAGGGGAAGGAGUCCUCCAAUAAGGGCCCCUGUAUUCUGCCCAUUGUCCGGGACGGUCGCAAAGUCAGUAACACUCAUUAUUACUUGCUGCCAGAAAGACCUCCAUACCUCGACCGCUAUGACCGCUUCUUUAGGGAGGCUGAGAGCUUCCCAUCCAGCCCUGUGGAGGAGCGAACAGGCCGCCACCCUAACAUGGCUGCUGUCAAACCCAUGGUGGUCAACAGCCACACCCUCCCAGGACACUGCUCUGGACAGAUGCCUAAUCUGCCCACCAGCAGCAGUGGGGGUUUGCGUUCAGGCAUUAAGACCUCUGUGAGCCUGCCUAGAGUCUGUACAGACACACCUGGGUCUUGUCCGCGGAUAGAGGAAGGCGUGCCCUCUGCUGACCUGAUUAGAAUGGUGCAGGAGGCUGUCCAUGGAGUAACAAUAGAGGAGUGCCAGGCGGCGCUACAGAACCACAGCUGGAGCAUCCAGAAGGCUGUGCACUACCUGAAGGUGGAGCAGUUGUUUUGUCUGGGCCUCAGAAGCAGGGCAGAGUGUCUGAAGCUCCUGGAGAUGUGCGACUGGAACUUGGAGGUGGCCAGUACCCAGAUGUUGGACAACUAUGGAUCUACAACAAGGCAAAGACGGUGACAGGAGCUUAAGGACUUGCAUAAACUAUAGACUUCAUCCAAGGACUGCCCUGUCUAUCAAUGAAGGAAAAUGAGAUUUCUACAGAUUUGCACCAAAUCAUAAACAUGUAUUUCAUAUGCAGUCUGCUACGUGUUGCUGUGGGGUUGAAUCAUUUUUGCACUUGGACACGCUACAUUACUUGUCUGUAUACAUUUGUUUCUACAAGUUCUCAGUGGUAUCUAAUGAGUAAUGGGGCCGACAUCUCACGCAUUAACAAGGCGUAUUUUAGCGUGGUGCUUUUUAUGGCCCACCAGAUUGCUCUAUUCCGUCUGUAAGCACUUAGCCACACAACUUUACAUGCAUCAGCUCCAGUCUCCGGCCAACUUUGUGUUUUCUGCAUGUGUCUGCACUUCACAACAGCAGUGUAGCGCGAUUUAUCCAAGCUACGCACCCUUGUCCCAUUAUCAUCACUUAAAAGUGUAACUGCGAUAUUGGCUCUGCAGUAAUUUAUAUAACAAACAUAGACUGCCAGGAUUCUACGUUACAGACCCAAGAUGUUUGAGGAGAAGUUCUAUUUUAUAAUGAGCAAGUUUGACUUGAUUUUGCCCUCCUUUUUUUAAAUUCACAUCACACAGUCUCAGUAUUAUUUAAAAAUCCAAUCAAAUGUAUAAGUAACCACCCGACUUUCAACUUUCCCAUGGUAUUAGAGCUGUGUCAGAACAGCAAAACUUUUUGUCUCUGCUAAGAAUGGAACUGAAUGCCUUGAGUAAAUUAAAAGGCGCUGAAUUGUGUUGAAAAAAUAUUUAUUUAUAUAUAUAUAAAAAAAAGAUGUACAGUGUUUUUUGAAAUGACAACUUUCUGUAAAAGCUUUGUCCUAUGUGCAAUAAUGACACUGUGCAUACUGUCCAUCUUUUUGACGUUUGUGUUUUUGUGACUUUUUGGACCUAAAAUGUCUCUGUAAUUUCCAGUUAGUUGGAGUUCUUUAAACAGGACCACAGGAUCUACUGUUUUUACUAUGUUUGUCUGUCUGAUACCAUGCUGCUGUAGGCCCAAUACAAGAACUGAACCCAAAGUCAAUCCUUAUUUGUGUUAUGGACAUGUGUAAGUAGUUAGUAUUUUUGUGUCUUUUCAAGUGUGUUUCUCUACACGUCUGUGUUCUGUAUACUGUACAAUUUGUGUUUCGUGGAUUGAUUUGUUAAAGAGUCCAUGCUGCCGAUUAAACAAAUGUAUUUUUAUUAAAAGAUUUUAUCAUUUUCUACCUCGA
Messenger RNA from Boleophthalmus pectinirostris (great blue-spotted mudskipper), 6271 nucleotides. RefSeq names its product activated CDC42 kinase 1. The transcript is spliced from 17 exons. Gene Ontology annotation, molecular function: protein binding; protein serine/threonine/tyrosine kinase activity; protein tyrosine kinase activity. The coding region runs from base 1594 to 5028 and encodes 1144 amino acids. Gene Ontology annotation, biological process: negative regulation of epidermal growth factor receptor signaling pathway; signal transduction; protein phosphorylation. Lineage: Eukaryota; Metazoa; Chordata; Actinopteri; Gobiiformes; Gobiidae. The record is from RefSeq and is a predicted model, not a curated record. Gene Ontology annotation, cellular component: extrinsic component of cytoplasmic side of plasma membrane.